CCGGCCGACGCGCGUCCCCACCGCCACCUGGGCCGCCGGCAGGCAGGCGGCUCAGGAGCCUCACCUUGAUCCAGACCUUCUUCGGCUGUGGUCACCCUGGGACUGCAGCUGGCAGCAAGAGGGACACAUAUGUGACUAGACAGGGACCCUAGCUGUACCCUUGCCAGAGCUUAGCAGCCAUCAUCCAAAGAGCUGGGUGUGAGUCCCCAGGCCAGUCCCUUCCCCUCCUGGAGCUCAGUUUCCCUGUAGGUAAAAUGGGUGUGGCCGGCCUCCCUGCAGCCUUGUUGCUAGGACAGCUGAGAAGGAUGCUGACCGUGUCCUCUGUCUCCCUGCAGACGGAGGCCCAGGAGCCAUGGGCGACUGGGGCUUCCUUGAGAAGCUGCUGGACCAGGUCCAGGAGCACUCGACCGUGGUGGGCAAGAUCUGGCUGACGGUCCUUUUCAUCUUCCGCAUCCUCAUCCUGGGCCUGGCUGGCGAGUCAGUGUGGGGCGACGAGCAGUCGGAUUUCGAGUGUAACACGGCCCAGCCGGGCUGCACCAACGUCUGCUACGACCAGGCCUUCCCCAUCUCCCACAUCCGCUACUGGGUGCUGCAGUUCCUCUUCGUCAGCACGCCCACCCUGGUCUACCUGGGCCAUGUCAUUUACCUGUCUCGGCGCGAGGAGCGGCUGCGGCAGAAAGAGGGAGAGCUGCGGGCACUGCCGGCCAAGGACCCGCGCGUGGAGCGGGCACUGGCAGCCAUAGAGCGACAGAUGGCCAAGAUCUCGGUGGCGGAGGACGGUCACCUGCGGAUCCGCGGGGCGCUGAUGGGCACCUAUGUGGCCAGCGUGCUCUGCAAGAGUGUGCUAGAGGCAGGCUUCCUGUACGGCCAGUGGCGUCUCUACGGCUGGACCAUGGAGCCUGUGUUCGUGUGCCAGCGCUCACCCUGCCCCUACCUCGUAGACUGCUUUGUCUCACGCCCCACGGAGAAGACUAUCUUCAUCAUCUUCAUGCUGGUGGUUGGACUCAUCUCCCUGGUGCUCAACCUGCUGGAGCUGGCGUACCUGCUGUGCCGCUGCCUCAACCGGGGGAUGAGGGCCCGGCAGAGCCAGGACAUGCCCCCAGCCCAGGGCACCUCCUCGGAGCCUUAUGCUGACCAGGUCUUCUUCUACCUCCCCGUGGGUGAGGGGCCCUCAUCCCCGCCGUGCCCCACCUACAACGGGCUCUCGUCCAGUGAGCAGAACUGGGCCAACCUGACUACGGAGGAGAGGCUGGCUUCUUCCAGAACACCCCUCUUCCUGGACCCACCCCCCCAGAGUGGCCGGAAAUCCCCCAGUCGCCCCAGCAGCUCUGCUUCCAAGAAACAGUAUGUAUAAGAGCCAGGGAAGUCUUGCUGCCUUUAGUGCAAGACUCUGCAGAGAUGACUGGGGCUGGGGAAGCAGGUGCUUGCUGGCCAGAAGGCCUCACUGCAUGUUGUUCUUGAACACCUGGGGCCUUCCUGGUGUCCAGAGGGCGCCAUAGUUUCCCCUCCAGAAUGUGGCUUUGUCCCAGGCACAGACAGAGGCAGCUUGGGGUGCUCUUGGCCAAGGGUGUUUGGGCCCUGUGGUCUUUCUCACCGUGUUCAAAGGGACUCGGAGACAACUUACUCCACCCCCAGCCCCGUGGAAGAGUCAUGUCUGCCCAGGUUGUCCACACACCCUGUCCUCACAGAAAAACGCUGGUCAAGGCUGCUGGGUCAGCCUUGAUCCCACACACAGACAGAGCCUGUGCUGGAUCUGGCCCUCUCAAGGGGACGGAGGUCUUGUUCUCAUCACUCCUUCCUAGUUCUGCUGUUUAUCCUUCUAAAAUAAACAGGACUUGACCACAAGCGAGGUGUGUAUUGAUACUGUCAUGAUGUGCCUGGGGUGGGGGGACAGCUGCUUUACCCAGGCUUCCCCUUUGGUCCUGCAUCAUCUGUCUUUGGCCUUAGCAAUCCCAACACCAGGCAGCACCUUAAACCC
Molecule: messenger RNA, 1978 nt
Organism: Kogia breviceps (pygmy sperm whale)
Lineage: Eukaryota; Metazoa; Chordata; Mammalia; Artiodactyla; Physeteridae
Source: RefSeq, a predicted model, not a curated record